Cyphellophora europaea CBS 101466 is the source of this 999-nucleotide messenger RNA. RefSeq lists its product as uncharacterized. Bases 1 to 999 code for a protein of 332 amino acids. Gene Ontology annotation, molecular function: oxidoreductase activity. The transcript has a single exon. The record is from RefSeq and is a predicted model, not a curated record. NCBI's taxonomy places the organism in Eukaryota, Fungi, Ascomycota, Eurotiomycetes, Chaetothyriales, Cyphellophoraceae.
AUGAAAGCUAUCGUGAUUCCACACCGACCCUGCGCACCCGAGGAGCUCCUCAUCAAGGACGUCCCCGACCCCACCCCUACCCCAGGCAUGACCACGAUCGCUGUGCGCGCCUUCGGCAUCAACCACGCCGAGAUGCACAUGCGGCGCGGCGAAUGGGCCGAAUCAACCGCCGUCUCAGGCAUUGAGUGCGUCGGCGUCGUGCACGCCUGUCCCGACGGCACGUUUCCUCCUGGCGCCAAAGUUGCGGCCGUCAUGGGUGGGUUGGGCCGCACCAUCAACGGCACCUACGCUCAGUACACGAACGCACCGUCUGCGAACGUCGUACAGAUCGCUGGCCCGGGCGGAGAGUUGGGAAUGUCGUGGCAGGAUCUGGCUGCGCUGCCGGAGAGCUAUGCCACAGCCUGGACGGUGCUCAUGCGCAACUUGGAGAUCAAGGAGGGCGACAAGGUAUUGAUCCGCGGCGCUACGAGCGCGCUGGGUACCGCAGCCGUGCAGCUGGCGGUGCGUCAGGUAGGCGCGAAAGUCUGGGCGACGACCCGACGGCAAGAGGGCGUGGCAGAGCUCAUGGCACGGGGAGUGGUUGGCGUCGACCUCGAGGAUCCUAACCUAUCACAAAAGCUGCGAGCAAAGGGCCAAGUCUUUGACAAAGUCCUUGACCUCAUCGGCAACACCGUCCUGCUCGACUCACUCAAGAUCCCACGUCGCGGUGGGCGCGUGUGCAUCGCGGGCUUCCUUGGCGGGUUGGCUCCCCUCGAAUUCAACCCCUUGACGCAGAUGGCUUCUGGUGUGCAACUGAGCUUCUUUGGCAGCUUUGUCUUCGGCGACGAAGGCUUCCCCUUGAGCGAUGUGCCACUCCGGGCCAUCAUUGGGGACGUUGCGAGCGGCAAGUGGGACGCGAAGCCGAGCAGGGUCUUCCCUUUCGAGAAGGUUGGCGAUGCACAUAAGCAUAUGGAGGAUGGAACGGCUGGUGGCAAGAUGGUAGUCACUGUCUCUGUCUGA